GAAGCAUCGUUCUGUUUUCCUGUCUACCCAGAAAAACAAACCCUAGUGUUCGAAUUGUCGACAAAGUUCGUCGGAUCCUAAAAUUCAAUUCGUAGUUUUUGAAUCCCGAUUCGAGAUGUUUCUCUCGCCUGGUCAUUCUCCGCGACAGAUUUCUUCUCCAUCUCCGUCGUCUUAUUCCGAUGAUACCCUCAGGUCGGCGCCUCGUAGUUCCUCUUCCUCGGAAAUCGUCCCACGGAACCCUAGGAAACGAAUGAGAGUUCUCGAUGAGGACGCGUAUGUUGAAGCAAUCGAGAAGAUCAUCGAGCGCGAUUACUUUCCAGAUAUAACCAAGCUUAGGGAUCGGCUCGAUUGGAUCCAGGCUGUGAAAACCCGUGACCCGAUUCAAAUCCGAGACGCCCAGUUGAAGAUCAUCGAGAGGCGUGGUAAGAAGGCGAGUCAUCAUGUUGGGGACACCGAGGGUAAAACUCAAACUCCUGGAUCUACUUUUUUGAGAAAUUUCACUCCUUUUGAUGAAUUUGAUGGUAAAACCCCUAGAACUCCUGGAGUCUCUGGUAGAGAAUUUCCUGGUAGUGAAGUAGAUGUUGGUGAUGGAGAUGGAGAUAUAGAUCUUGAUUUGUCCUUGGAUGAGUUCUUUAGGAGAUAUACAAGUGAGGAUAACGAUAGCUUUUCGAGGAUUCUUGAGAAGGUAAAUAGGAGGAAGAAGGAGAAGUAUGGUUUUCUCCUUGAAGGUGAAAAGGAGGAUGGUAAAUUGAUUGAGGAUGUAAAGAGAGAUAGAAUUACAGAUGGGUAUGGUACAUCUGAUCAGCCACCGAGCACUUUAGAAGGAUGGAAGUAUACAGCAAAAAAUCUUCUCAUGUACCAUCCAGCUGAUAGGGGAGAGGCGCCCUUAACCGAGGCUGAAAGGGCUGUUAGGUUACUUGGAUUGACUAAGGAGAUUGUUAAAGGGAACACUCGUUUUCAUGGGAAGACUAUGGAUUCUAGGCCAAGAGAAGAUGGUUCAGUUGAGAUUCUCUACACUCCAAUCGCAGGUUCAUCCCCAAUGCAUAUUCCUGGUAGGGAUAGAGACAAAUCUAAGAGGUAUGAUCUGGAUGAUCUAAGGAAAACCCCGAAUCCCUUCUAUGUGGAAUCAGAUAAAAGGGCAGAUAAUGGGUAUAGUUUUGUUAGAACGCCUUCUCCUGCCCCAGGUCUUGAUGAGUCGCCCUUUAUAACGUGGGGUGAGAUUGAUGGGACACCAAUGCGCUUAGAUCCCGAGGAUACACCUAUUGAUAUUGGUGGUAGUGCUGAUGGACCGCACUACAACAUUCCAUCUGCACCUCCCAGAGAUGUAAGGGCACAUUCAUUAUCAAGGGAUGCAUCACGAAAACUGAGAGAGAGAUCAAACAGUAUGUUUAAGAAACCUCCUUUGCCAUCUCCUCAUCGAAGUGGAAGUGCAAGUCCAAAUGUUAGGACACUUUCACCCGCUGCUCAGAAGUUUUUCAGACGGGCUAUAGCUAAAUCAUCUUCUACGGUUGAUGAGAGCCUUCGUGCAAGUUAUCGUGGAGCCAGUCCACGUGGAGCAAGUCCUGGUGCUGUGACUCCUAAGAGUGUGAGAAGUGUUUCACGAUUUGGCAAAGAUGGGACCAGCUCAGAGACAAGGUCACCUUGAUGGUGCAAAUGUUAUGAUUAUCUGUUGUUGAAUGCUUUGAUGCUCACAAAGGCAACGAAGACACUUCUUCUUGUACUACAUUAACUUGUUGUUAUCACUUUUUAAAUGGAAUGCUAUCUUAUCUUUUGUAAUUUCGAUUUCCACCGCUUAUCUACGAACUCCUUUCUGUUCCCA
Molecule: messenger RNA, 1819 nt
Organism: Capsella rubella
Lineage: Eukaryota; Viridiplantae; Streptophyta; Magnoliopsida; Brassicales; Brassicaceae
Product: protein DGCR14
Exons: 1
Coding region: 116-1645 (509 amino acids)
Cellular component (GO): catalytic step 2 spliceosome
Source: RefSeq, a predicted model, not a curated record